GGAGGAGGAGGAGGUGAAGUUUAGUUGCCGCCGCCGCCGCCGCCGCCGCUGCCAUUUUGUGCUGAGGGCUGCUGCUGAGCUCCAGCCACCAUGGUGAAACUUUUCAUCGGCAACCUUCCCCGGGAAGCCACCGAGCAGGAAAUCCGCUCCCUUUUCGAGCAGUACGGCAGAGUCCUGGAGUGUGACAUCAUCAAGAAUUAUGGGUUUGUGCACAUUGAAGACAAGACGGCCGCCGAGGACGCCAUCCGCAACCUGCACCACUACAAGCUGCACGGCGUCUGCAUCAACGUCGAAGCCAGCAAAAACAAGAGCAAGGCUUCCACCAAGCUGCACGUGGGCAACAUCAGCACCAGCUGCACAAACCUGGAGCUGCGGUCCAAGUUUGAGGAAUACGGCCCCGUGCUUGAGUGUGAUAUCGUGAAAGAUUAUGCCUUUGUGCACAUGGAAAGAGCUGAGGAUGCCGUCGAGGCCAUCAGAGGCCUCGACAACACAGAAUUCCAAGGCAAACGAAUGCGCGUGCAGUUGUCCACCAGCCGUCUCAGGACCGCGCCCGGGAUGGGAGACAAGAGUGGCUGCUACCGGUGUGGGAAGGAGGGUCACUGGUCUAAAGAGUGCCCGGUAGACCGCACGGGGCAAGUGGCUGAGUUGACCGAACCUUAUAGCGAGCAAUACGGAAUGGUGCGCACCCCGUACCCUACAGGCUACGGGGAUCCCAUGUAUUACGAUGACCCCUAUGGAAUGGUGGAUUACUAUAAACGGUAUCGCGCGAGAAAUGCUGCGGCCUAUGGGGCCUCUGCAUACGACACUUAUGCGGAGCACACCAUGGCCCAGUAUUCCCAGUACGCCCAGUACUCGCAAGCCACAGACAUGGCCAGUCGCCUCUCUACCACCUUAGACCCCUACGAGAGGCCCCUGCUGCCAACCUCGGGAACUGCAGCCGCGGUAGCCGUCGCUGCUGUGGCCGCGACGUCCUCCUUUUACACCCGGGAUAGAAGCCCUCUGCGUCGCUCGGCCGCUGCGGCUUCCACCGCUGGAGACGUGUACGGAUACGAGCGCGUUCAGCUGUCUCCCGUCUCGCGAUCCUCUCUCUACGAUGUCCAGCGUUUCGGGUGGGAUGCAGGCGCGGACAGGUUGCGAUACUCCGCGUAUUGAGUCUCGAGGUAGGCUAUUUGAGGGCUGGACAUCGGGUUCCUGCGGCGCGUUCACGUCAAAGCUAUGCCAGGCUUCACGAAGUGUCGAUUUUGUGUUUAGCAUGGUCUCGCUAAUGGAAAUUCUGUGUCUCAGCGCCGCUUAGUGACAACUAACAGUCC
Messenger RNA from Pseudonaja textilis, 1310 nucleotides. NCBI's taxonomy places the organism in Eukaryota, Metazoa, Chordata, Lepidosauria, Squamata, Elapidae. The record is from RefSeq and is a predicted model, not a curated record.